Dicentrarchus labrax (European seabass) is the source of this 7075-nucleotide messenger RNA. RefSeq lists its product as uncharacterized. Bases 1974 to 6473 code for a protein of 1499 amino acids. Lineage: Eukaryota; Metazoa; Chordata; Actinopteri; Moronidae. The record is from RefSeq and is a predicted model, not a curated record. The transcript has 3 exons.
UCACACCCCAACUGGUCGAGGCAGACGACCACCCACCUAGAGACGAAGGAUCUGUCCUAGGUUUCUGCCUUUUAACAGGCAGUUUUUCCUUGCCCCCAUCGCCAAGGUCUUGCUCAUGGUGGUACUGUUCGGUCUCUGUAAAUGUUAUAAAGAGUUCGGUCUAGACCUGCUCUAUUUGAAAAGUGUCCUGAGAUAACUUCUGUUAUGAAUUGGCGCUAUACAAAUAAAAUUGAAUUGAAUAGUAUCAGUCUUUCAUAAUGACUAAAGUAAUCGUACUAUAAUAAGUAAAGCAAGUCAAUGCAAUCAUUAAUUCUUGGAGAAUCCUGACAUAAGAAUGAGAAGAAAGGCAAUGGUGUUAGUUCACUGUGAGCGGGAAGCUAGUUUUGAUAUAAUUACAUACUAUUAAUACCCGUAGCCCUUUUCCAUACAUACACGUGCUGGCUUUGUUUGAUUUAGCGCAUGAGAUUUGUAUUGCCUUUGCAUCAGGGCUGAAUGCUUGGAGAUGUGCCUUUUACUUUUGUGUGCUUUGUAUAUAAGAUUGCGGUAAAAAGCUGACGAAUGUAACUGCUGUCCAGUACAGCUACUGCUUACUCCCGUCUCUCAAAACAAAUUGAAAUUCCACAUUGAUCUCACAUCCAUUGCAGAAUAAAAGAAACCAUAAAGCUGCAGUAGGUAACUUGAACAUACACAAAGCACCUAUACCUUCCCACCAAACCCACAGCAGAGCAGAAGGAGUUGGUUGCCUGCAACAUCUAAUGCGUUAGAGGGCUCGCUUGAACCUCGCCAAGGCCCUGGUCCAGGUGACUCCUUCUCUAUGACACCCCUCCAGUGCAUUGUGACCCAAGGACAAAGUGCACCAGAGGAAGAUACAGAGUGUGACUUAUCUAAGAGCAGCGUGGAGGAUGGUCUGGACAUCUUCUUGACGACAUCCACAAAACUCUUCUUUGGAUUGAUGGGAAAGAAACAGCAGCUACUCUGGGAGCAGAACUCCAUAUUAUUGGACUGUCAUACUGACCUCUAAUAACACGGGGAAACAAAUUCUUUAGUAGCCUACACUCUCUCAAAAAGAUGAUGUUGUCAUUCUUCUUGACACUCAACAAUACAAGCGCGAUGGAAUCAAACACAGUGCACCGUAUGUACAAGCAUGCUGCUGAGACGCAUUAUUAUAUUACUCAGACCAGUUUGCUGAGGUAUUAUAGUUUUACAGACUCUCACCCAAAGCAGAUGUAAUGGAGGAGGGCUGCCCUCCCCUGAUCAGAGGGCAUUCACAACAUGUGUUUUAAAAAAAGAAAUGUGACAGUCAUCUGUCUCAGCAUUUGUCUAAAAAUUGACAGGAUUAUUUUAAAACAGUAGAGGGCGUGUUGAGCCAUUUUUAACCCACAAAUUGCAGAUUUUCAUGAAUGUGGUCACCAGCAUUGAGGUGUUUCAACACUGUAUAGACAUAUAUAAUUCAAUUUACAGCUCAAAAAACACAUUUUAGGGUGGUGUCCCUCUUUAAAUUCCACUCAAGUCAAGAUGACGAAAAAACAGCCUUUUGCCAUAUUCACACCAAAUCGGGGGUUGUGGACAUUAGAACAGGGUUGUGGCUGUGUAAAUGGUGUGAAACAAGUAAGGUUUAUUUUUGUGGAGAGUAAGUAGAUGUGUACAAACACAGUGAACUAAUGUUGGGAGAGCAGGCAGUUUCAGUUUCAGUUUCUGUUAAAACAAUGACUGAGGUUCUUGUGCUUAAAUUAAAGGGUUCUUUAACCUGGGACCUGCUUGGGUUUAGUUGCUUUUGUUGCCUCUAUCAACGCAAUAAACUCUUUAACACCAGAUUCUGCCUGACUCAUGAUUAUUUUUCUGAACUCCGAAUGAAUCUGCAGAGGAGCUUUUUGCCAAAGAUUUGUUGCUCUAACACAACCACUAAUUUUCCCUUUUUUUCAUUUGUUUUCUAGACCAGGCAAGCGCUUAACUGAAGUCAUCACUUAUAUGCAAUGCAAUCUGGAUUUCCACACAGCCAAGGAGGGGCAUAUCCUGCGGUCCAACACUGGCGUGCUCUUACAUCAUUUCAAGACAACAAUGUUACACCUGUACCACUGGUUCACCCUGCAAAUGGAAUACAAAAUAACGUGGUAGCCACUCAAUAUCCUGGGGAGCUCAGAGUGUCUUACAAUCCAGCUCAGUGGCAGCAAGACAAUACACAAUCGCAACAACAUUUCCAAGGACUCUACCACCAACUGGAGUCACAAGCAAGCAAUGCUUUCCGUUAUUCAUCAGCACAUGCCUCUGCCCAACACGGCGAUUCUUUUGGUACAUCUGCUAAUGAGAACUCUGUAAGGCAGUCUGUUUAUAACACCAGACAGCAAAGGGAAUGUUCCAAACAAAAAGGGUCAAAUUGGAACACAAGUAACUGUUCUGCAGCACUUCAGGGAGACACAUUUGGACACCGAGCACAGACUUUACAGGAUCAGUUGUCUUCUGUGCCCGAGAGUCACCCAUUGUUGUAUGCUUUACUGAAAGGAAACUGUGAGAGUGAGCAAGUGAAAAGUUCACUAGCUGCUAUAAACUGUGGAAAGACUAGUACAAAAAACCUGGAUUAUUCAGGAGGAACCCAUUCUGUUCCCUGUCAGCAGCAGGUCUCGUCCCCACCUUCACAGACAUCCACAGAAAACAUCUCACCAGCAGGAGAAAUGGUACCAUCUACAAAUGAUCCAAUAAACAAUAUCAUUUUAGAAAAGGUGUUAUAUUUUAGGGGCAUUUUACAAAACAGAAAUUAUGGGCACAAAUGCAAUAAGGGAUGCAGUGUUGCCUCUGACAAAGAAGAUGUGAAGAGGCAAAGCCUUAACUGUGCUGGGUUUGAACAGUCCACUGCUGCAGUUGGACAAGCACCUGAAGAGGAAAGUUCAAGGAGCAGCAAAGAAAAUACUGAGUUAACUUCUACAUCUGAAGACACAGGUAAUUGUGCUACAUCUGCACCAGAGAAACAUUUACCAGGUACACUAACCUCUCCUGCAGGAAACUCAAAACAUUCUCUUGAAACUGAAUCUUUUGGAAAGAAUGCAUUGGUAGAUUUGGAUUUGCCAGUAAAAAAACACUUGGAUAUAACUAUGCCUGCAAAUGGUGAUGGCAAGCUUGUUUAUUCAGGUGACUAUGAAGAUGAAACAUUUGUCAGUAGCAAUGAUGAAAGUAAAUGGUGUGAUAAGUACUUAGAGAAUGGCAUGACAACUCUUCAUUAUUCAUUAACUGCAUUGAAGGAGCUGAUUGCUAGUCUGGAGAAUGUAGAGACCAUUGCAGAGAUGGAUAACCUUCCUAAAGUUAUACUGCAACAAUAUUGGAAUGGGGAUAUAGAUAACAUUAAUCUCUUUACAUUCACAGAAUAUCCACAAAUUAUGGUGAAAGUUGCUGCCACUUGCGCAAAGAAUGAAGAUGAGAGUCCAGUGGUUCUCACCACAGUGCCUGGAGUUACCUUUGAUGAACUGACUGAGAAGCACCCAAGUUCAACGCGCAACAGCGGAUCAUCACAAGAAGAAAAUAAGUCUCUCAGGUUAAAUAUUAACAAGAAUUUGGAUGACCAAAUGGCCGGUGUUUCUUGGGCUCUGAAACCCAUGACGGAGAGGGAGAAAGGAGGCCUAAAACCAGUGGAGACAGUAGGGUUGGACAAUGUGCAAGGUGUGACAGAUGUCUCCGAUCUUCAAACCAUGUCAUGUUCAGGGGUAUUUGAAAACGAAACAUUUGAACACACAUCAUUCACUGAAACAGAUGCAUAUAAGAAAAGGAUGAAAGAAGUUGAAGACCAACAGCACUGUGAAGUUAUCUGUAAGGAAGUAAUUAAACAUUCCAAGCUAAAUUCAUCAAUUGACAAUAUUCGGAUUGAUAAUGUUCUGUCAAUUCCCGGAACAAGUCAUGGAGGUGCGAGAGAGGAUGCAGGCUCUGUGCAUAUACUAACUGAUGUAAGCAUAGCACUUUCUGAAAACAAAGUUGAAGAACACUCAUGUCCAUCUAAAAGUGAGGGCGAGGAAGCACUCUCUGUGAUAAAUCUACAAUAUGAAGAAAUUUCAGAUGAUGAAGGCAUAUCUCAACUGGCCACAGAACUUCCAAAAACAGAGCACAAGGAAUUAAGCUUUCAAGUAAGUUUUGGAAAUCCACAGUAUGAAGAUAUAAGUGAAGAUGACAAUACACAGACUGAAAAUAUGGCCAUGGAGGUGUCUUCAUUUACAGUACAUGAACCAAACAAUAAGCAGGCCCCAUUUGAAAAUGAAAGCUAUGGACAUAUGCAAGGUCAGGCUCAGAUGCAGACAGAAAUCAUCUCAGAUGAGGAACUGAUUCCAAAGAAGGUGGUUUCACCAGUGACCGAAACACUUGAUAUAGCGCAUUGCCCUAGUCCAUGUUCUGAUGACUGGAUGGUUAUACCUAUAAGCAUGGCUGACCUUAAAUUUGAACCAGAAGAUGAAGACCUGGGUGGCCCAGAAGAAGUUGUGCUAAAUGAUGGCGGUGAAACAGUAAAGAAAGAAACACAGUGUGUCACAAGUCCAACACGCUGUGAGUUACAAUGGCCAGCUCUAGAGGCCUUUGACACCGUUGCUAGCUUUCUACAACAAAAAGGUGUACAAUUUAAAACAUUAGCGGUAGUACCUGCCACAAGCGCACCAGAAAAUGACCCGGACUGUGAGAAAGAACCACAUACGCCUCAGGACAGAAGAGCGUCAUACCCUGAGUCUGAAGACAGCUGUGAAACUGAGGACAGCUGUGAUUACUCAUCUGACUCAGAACACAACAUUUUGACUGUGUCCACGCAGAGGCCAGUACCUCCCCAGCCUAAUGAAAGUUGUGAUACAGAGAACAGUUGUGAUUACCCAGCUUCUCUGUCCCCACCUCUGUCUGUUGAGUCUGUGUCUGAGGAUGAUGAUGAGGAUGAUGAUACAGAUGUGCAAAAAGGCCAAACCAGGUUCAAGCAGGUUCAACAUAAAAAGAAUGGACAAAUUAUAGACACAAUAAUCAUUGAUUCUGACACAGAGGAUGAAAGUGACGAACACUAUAAAAAGAAGGCAAAAGCAAAGAGGUUAUUUACUUCAGGCUCAGAUGACAGUGAAGAUGUACCAUUUAGUCAACAAAAUAGACAUUCACCUCAAACUGUGGACAGUCCGUGUGGAACUGUGGGUGAAGUAGUGAUGCAGGAUGAAUGCUCUGAGAGUGUUCAACAUAACGGACAAAUUUCUAAAAACGAAGAUGUAAUAAACCUUGUCUCUGACACAGAGGAUGACGAGGACAAAAACGUCUCCCCAUGUGUUCAACAAAAGAGACAAUCACCUCAAGCUAUGGAAGAGUAUGGAACGUUCAGAGGAACCAGACUGUUCUUUGCAGACUCCUCACUGACACAGCAUCAGUCUAAACUGGUGUCAGAAGAAAGAAAGAAGGCAAACCCAAAGAUAAUACGCUCAUCAGGAUCAAAGGACAGUGAUGCUACAAAAAUCAGACCUCCAGCUGAAACUGUGGACCGUCUUUGUGGAAUUGCCAAGAAAAAACCUAAAACAUCCAAACUGUCAUCUGAAGAUUCACAAAAGAUGCAUUCCCUUUCUGCAGACAAUGAGGCAGAAUCCACUUUGGGUCCUACUCCUGUGGUUCCUCGCCUUUUUGUUCUUAAGUCUGCUCAACCUAACAACUUGAAACUUUCAAAAGAAUCCAGAGACAACAUGCAUGGUGAUGGUAAAACUCAGGCUCCAAAGACUGGAACCAGCAAAAAGACAGACUUCUGUGAAAACAGUACACAGUAUCCCAUCAUAAAAAAACAAGUAAGAUUUGUGUUCAAACCAAAACCUCCAAAUGACAGACACCGUGCAACAAAGAAUAUAGUGCAGACCAAUGUAGCAAAACCCAUACUGGUUUCAAGACCACAAUCAUUACCUGACCAGGAAGGCCCAUCAACCUCCAGCGGUUGCUCAUCUUCCACUAGCGGACAACAUUCUGAAGCCAGACAAAGCCCCUCCUCGUCUAGAGCCUUGUCUCAGUCUGGAAAAACCUCCGCCUCCUCCAGUCUUCCAAGACAACAGUUGUCCUCAUCCAAACUGCAGCGGUCGAACAGCAACCCUUCAACAUUAGAUCAUCAUAACACUCCCACCGAAGGUCCUUCAUUUUCUGCAACCAGGCAGUCUUCAGCAAAGAAACAAGUGAAGAAAGCCUGGGAGAGUAGCCAUGUCCCAACAAGGAUAUACAGAAAAAGUUACCCGGGGACUGAGGAAGACUCGGGAACCCCAAAAUAUAAUUUGGUCAAUGAUGCAAGACUGGGACAUAUUCAUGACUGGGUACCCAGACGGAGGCACGGCUCCAAUGAGUCUACACCCCACCUGUUGAAGAAGUCAAAGUCUGAUGCCAUACAGUGGACAAGGGCCACAAAUCGAGACACGGCAAACAAACAAAGAUCGUCUGCUGUGAGCAAAGGUUACAAGUGGUCAGAGAAGCCAACAGUGGCUAAACCAACAAGAAGGUACCGGAGGUAAGGCAAGAAAUGUAGAACUUCACAGAGACCCCCAUCUGUGGAAAAAAGGUGCCACUGUUGAACUCCCACAGGGUCAGGUGGUUGAGGGGCUGUUGUAGCUGAUUGUGUCUUUCAUUUUCCAGAGCAUUUGGAUUUGGGUGUAGUACAAUGACAUACUACGUUGUACCUAAUAUCAGUGACUACCUGUACUGUACCUGUAUUAUACCUAGACUAUAUUGUACCUAUAUUAUAAAAACUGAAUAGUCUGUAUUUUAAGUAACUACUUACUGUAUAUGUAGAUACACAUACUGUAAAUACUAUAUAUUAUAUCUUUUUGCAGUUAUGUUAUUGUGUGUGAAUGUUGCGGCGUCAACUGAAAACCAAUAUUCUUUUUAUCAGCUACCUCAAAUUGUGUGAAGAUUACAGCAUUAUGCUGUUGCAUUUUUUUCUUUGAAUUCUGUAUAAACUUAUAGAUAUUUUAAUGCUAUUUUUUUUAUUAUUCACAUUCCUUACCCAUUUCAAGUGUUUCAACUGUUUUUGUACUUUGAAAACUCCGCUUUGAUUGCUACUACUAUUUCCUAUGGGCAAUGUUGUGUUCGUUUUUAUAAAGUUAAUGUCACAAUG